ACACAAUGUCAGAGCCAGACACACAACAAUUUGGCUAGGCAGAGUGCAUCGACAUCGAGGAGGAGUCCAUUGCUCGAGCAGAGCAACGGCAAUGGGGGCCCCUACCAGCAGCACCAAGGCCUUCAAGCAGGGGUUCCUCAGGAGCUUCCUCCUGAGCCUGACAUCCUGCAGGAACGGCGCCAUGGGCCUGCAAGAGAGGAAGCGUGCCGUCAGGUCGUCCGCCGACAUCGCCAUGGCCACCACCCGCGGCAGCGGAGCCAUGUGGCCGCAGGCCCUCCUAGCAGCAGCAUCGUCAUCAUCGUCGCCAUCGUGGAGUAGGCGGUUGCCGGCUGCAGCCACGGCGAAGACGACGACGAGGCGGAAGAACAUGGCGAGGAGGCGCUGUCCCCAGAGGAGGAGGACGACGAGCAGCGGCGAGAUCGCGAGGAGGCUGGUGAGGAAGCGGACCAAGGUGCUGCGGGGGAUGGUGCCCGGCGGGGAGCUCCUCGACGGCGCCUCGCUGCUCCGCGAGGCCAUGGACUACGUCGUCCACCUGCGCGCGCAGGUCGCCGUGCUCCGCCGCGUCUCCAACGCCAUGCAACAGAGACCGUCGUCCAUCCACAUGGCAGGGGCUGUUGCACCACCAGUGCAGUUGAAAACAGAGACGACCGGAACGGCUCAACACUCGGAAGGAAACGAAGAAUAGCGAGAUCGCAGUCGCACAAAUCAGGAGCCUCCGAGGAGCGUGUGCAGAAUGGCCAAGAUCAUGUAUUGUUCAGAGGCAUGCAUGAGAUCUAGGAUCUCGGAACCGGGAGGUAGGACAAGUGUUAGCAGCGGCUAGUUGUAGUGUCAGCGAGGCAAAGAAAUUUUUGGGUGCACUAAUUUAUGGGAGUACCUAAAACUCAUCUAGAUGAGAUAUAAUUUGGUCUCAUUCAUUUUGAAAACAAGAACAAAUACAACCCACGUCAGCACACACGCAUCUUAUAGCAUCACAUCCAAUGACUAUAAAAGAUGAAUGAAACCAAAUUAUAUCUCAUCUAGAUGAGUUCUGGCAAAACUGCUAAUUUAUGGCCAGCCGGGAAGAUAUGCAGGUGCUGGGAAUUCCCAGCUGGAUCAUGCUUGUGAAAAUGGAGUUGAAAUUCGGGUUGUAUUCGCUUCGGUUCAUGCUGGCGCGCAUUUGAUUUCAAACUGUUGCCUGCCCAUUUUGAUUUGUUUGUUUUUCUCCUCUAUAAUCUGAUGUCAAGAUCUUGCCCUCGGCAACGAAAAAUUUAUGUCAUCCCCUUGUUGGCGUU
Molecule: messenger RNA, 1271 nt
Organism: Triticum dicoccoides
Lineage: Eukaryota; Viridiplantae; Streptophyta; Magnoliopsida; Poales; Poaceae
Product: transcription factor IBH1-like 1
Exons: 2
Coding region: 92-685 (197 amino acids)
Biological process (GO): regulation of DNA-templated transcription
Molecular function (GO): protein dimerization activity
Source: RefSeq, a predicted model, not a curated record